AUGAAAGCAACAAAGGAUAGUAAUGAGAAUCCAGCUGCCAGCUUUACAGAGAUAGGAUCACUUUUGGGUAAAAAAUGGCAUUCUCUUUCAGCCCCUGAGAAAGAUGUCUACCAAAAACGUUCGGAUGAAGAAAAGAGAGUUUAUGAAUUGAAGAUGAAAGAAUACAAAGCAAUGAUCUCUCAACAACAACCAGUUAAGGCAGAAUAG
Molecule: messenger RNA, 207 nt
Organism: Heterostelium album PN500
Lineage: Eukaryota; Evosea; Eumycetozoa; Acytosteliales; Acytosteliaceae
Product: HMG1/2 box-containing protein
Exons: 2
Coding region: 1-207 (68 amino acids)
Source: RefSeq, a predicted model, not a curated record